Meleagris gallopavo (turkey) is the source of this 1949-nucleotide messenger RNA. It is a transcript of the gene CYP3A37, whose product is annotated as cytochrome P450 3A37. NCBI's taxonomy places the organism in Eukaryota, Metazoa, Chordata, Aves, Galliformes, Phasianidae. Gene Ontology annotation, molecular function: iron ion binding; heme binding; oxidoreductase activity, acting on paired donors, with incorporation or reduction of molecular oxygen, reduced flavin or flavoprotein as one donor, and incorporation of one atom of oxygen. Gene Ontology annotation, biological process: steroid metabolic process; oxidative demethylation. The record is from RefSeq and is marked provisional.
AGAUGGACAGAGACAUACGGACAGACCUCCAAGCCAACUAGAGGAGAGCCACGAUGAACCUUCUUCCUUUCUUCUCCAUUGAAACCUGGAUCCUCUUGCUUAUUUUUGUAGCCCUCCUGAUAGCAUAUGGAACAUGGCCAUUUGGGCUGUUCAAGAAGCUGGGCAUUCCUGGGCCAAGACCUCUGCCUUUCUUUGGGACGUGCCUGGAAUACCGUAAAGGCUUCUUGGAAUUUGACACUGAGUGCUUCAAGAAGUAUGGGAAAAUCUGGGGGAUUUACGAUGGCAGGCAGCCUGCAGUGGUUGUCAUGGACCCCCAGAUCAUCAAAACCGUGCUGGUGAAAGAGUGCUACUCCACCUUCACCAACCGCAGGCGCGUAGAUCUAGCAGGGGAGCUGAGAAAUGCUGUCUCAUUAGCUGAAGACGAUCAGUGGAAAAGGCUCCGUACUGUGCUCUCUCCAACCUUCACCAGUGGGAAGCUAAAGGAGAUGUUUCCUACAAUGAAGCACUUUGGGGAGAUGUUGGUGAAAAAUGUUCAAAAGAGGGUGGAAAAGAACAGCUCUGUCCCUGUGAAGGACUUCUUUGGAAGCUACAGCAUGGAUGUAGUCACCAGCACUUCCUUCGGUGUGAACAUCGACUCCAUGAACAACCCUAAAAGCCCCUUUGUCAGAGAGAUGCAGAAACUGACCAAGUUUGAUUUUUUUGAUCCACUCUUCAUCUUGGCAUUUGUAUGCCCAUUCCUUACCCCUCUUAUGGCCAAGAUGAACGUCAGCUUUUUCCCAAGUGAUGCUGUAGAUUUCUUCCUGAGGUCUAUUGACAAAAUUAAGAAGGACCGUGAAAAGGAGACUCACAAGGGCAGAGUAGAUUUUCUGCAGAUGAUGAUCGAAUCCCAGAAAUCAGACAGCGAUGGGAAGAACUCACAUAAAGCCCUGAGUGACAUAGAGGUCCUGUCACAAGCAUUCAUCUUCAUUUUUGCUGGCUAUGAGCCCACCAGUAACACACUUUGUUACCUGGCUUACCUGCUGGCCUUGCAUCCUGAUGUACAGCAGAAGGUGGUGAAUGAAAUAGAUACCAUUCUACCCAACAAGGCUCCGCUCACAUAUGAAGCGAUAAUGCAGUUGGAUUACCUUGACAUGGCCGUGAAUGAAACCCUCCGGCUCUAUCCUCUCGGAGGACGGAUUGAGAGAACCUGCAAGAAAGAUGUGGAAAUAAACGGGGUGACCAUUCCAAAAGAAACCAUUGUCGUUAUCCCACCUUACACCCUGCACCGCAACUCCGAGUACUGGCCAAACCCAGAGGAGUUCAGACCAGAAAGGUUCAGUAAGGAAAACAAAGACAACAUAGACCCAUACACAUACCUGCCUUUUGGAGCUGGUCCCAGGAACUGCAUUGGGAUGCGAUUUGCUCUCUUGACUCUGAAAGUUGCCAUCACUUCCAUAUUGCAGCACUUCACCUUCCAGGUCUGCAAAGAAACUCAGAUCCCUCUCAAGCUGCUCUCGAUGGGACUCAUGACUCCAGAGAAGCCCAUCAUUCUCAAGUUAGUCCCUCGGACCAACAAUGCCAAGGCAUAGAACCCAACUGUGUCCUGCUGCAGUCUAAUGAACCCUAUGCUAACAAAGGGGUCACACACUGCAGGAAAACUCUCAUACGUGUGCAGACACAGAAGUGCAACUUAGCUAAUUCUAGAAGCAAUUACUACAUAUUUACCAAAUAACAGCUGUCAGAAAUGUAAUGUGGAUCACUGGGCAGUGGCAAUGCACAGCCCCCUUCAUUUGAUUGCAGAAAUUGAGAAAUAAAUCCAAAUGAGAAGCUGAUCAUCCACUCCCUUCUAAGGAGACUUCUCCAUCUGGAAAGAAGGAAUUAUUGUGGCAUUCAAGAGAAACAAGGUGUGAUGGAAACGCAAAUCGCUAGAGCUCGCUGGGCAGAGAUGGGUGACUUUCUUCUUGGUGUAC